AAAGGGUUAAUGGCCGCAUGCCCCCCCCCCCCUGCCCCGACCGUUUACCCCGUAUAAAUAUCAAGGUAAAUGUUUAUGAAGAAAAACAUGAUAAGACGGAUACAAGGCAUUAUAGACUCUGUUUAAAUUGUAUACGUCAAACCUACGUGAUCGGCUAUGCUCACUAUAAAUUGUUAAAUUGGCCAUGCGAAUAGUUGACAAUUAUGGUUCAUUACCAGUUUAUUUGUCGGCAAGUUCAAUAAUCUCACACAAUAUCUGACUAGCUCAGGAAGGGGGAUGUGACUGCAAAAUGUCUGCUCAAUCAGUCUAGUUUGCUAUUGGACGAGAUAUUUAUACUUUGAGCUGUCUGUCUUGAGAUAUAGCCAUGUCUUCAGCUGAGACAAGCAGGAGACUGAGACACAUUGGGCUAAUAACCCAGCAGCGGAGACUGCGACAUUUACGGAGUCUCUCAGCCAGGAACAUCAGCCAGGUGAAAUCACAAUGGGGGACGGAAUCUCUCAUGGAAACCUACUUCUCUCUCCACAGUAGCAGUAGUAGUGAAGCCUUUUACACAAGUGAAAAGAUCCAGGACUCCUUGAAUCCAACGUGGCGAAGUUUUGACCUCUGUCGGUCAUGUCCAGAGGUCAACACGGCUUUGUCCGCAUUUUAUGUGAAGGUUUGGGGCGGCCAUGACAGUGAUUUCAAGCUUAUCAUCGAAUGGAAAGUUGAUCUCAAAGGUCUCUCAUUCAUCGGUACAAAGAUUCACAAGGAUGGUGUGAAGUACCAGCCUAAUUCUAUUAUCUUUGGCAUGUUUGAUGGUUUCUAUAGUUCAACAGAUAAUCUCCAGGAUUCUUCGAAAAACAAAGCCAAAUUUUGCAAGGUCUUGGAAGUUGACCAAAGCUCUGCAAUCCUCACAUACAACUCAUAUUCAUUAGCAAGGUUACACACUACCCAACGUGCAAUAAAACAAACGGAGGUGACGGUAGGCAAAGUCAGGACGUCCAUCAUUCAGAAAUUAAGUGAUACAACUAAUAAAACAAGAUUGUGUUCAGAGAAGGAAGCAAUAGAACUGAGGCUGCUGCUUUUAAAGGAAGAAAUCCUGAGCCAGAGGAAAAGGCUGGAGAGAGAAAAAGAAAUUUAUGACCACCACAAACAACAGGUCCAAUCUAAAAUGGAAUCCACCAAGUUAAAAUGGGACGAAUUGCAGCCUAGUAACGAAGAGCUUGAAAUAGAGAUUAAAAACUUGACAGAAACAAAGGAUAUCAAAAGGCAGGUGAUUUCAAUGUACACAGCCAGGAAAGCCUCUCUCAUACAAGAACUCUCACGCGUCUAUCCAAUCCAACAACUUCCAAACAAUGUGUACACCGUCUGCACAGCACCUUUACCAAAUGCUGAGAGCAACAUACAAAUGAAUAAAGAUGACAUGACGAUCUCUACUGCACUGGGACAUACGAGCCAUCUCACUCUGAUGAUCUCAAAGUUUCUACAGGUUCCGCUCCGCUAUUCCAUCCAUUACAAUGGAUCCAGGUCUACCAUACAUGAUCACAUCACGGAACAGUUACAAGACAAAGACAGAGACUUUCCUCUCUACACCAAGGGCAGGGAGAAGUUCCACUUCAACUAUGCCGUCUAUCUCCUCAACCGUAACAUCGCCCAGCUUCGGUACAUCCUGGGACUUGGGACCUCUGACCUCCGUUUGACCUUGCCUAACCUCCAGACACUCCUAGAACUCAAGUGGGGCUUUUCGGUCUCUGUUCCUGCAUCAUCAUCUGGAGCUAAUGCUCAACCGCCUGGAGCCGCUUCACAACCGAUUCCAGCCGGAUCUCCCCGGUCUCGUGCCAGCAUUGGGAUCCAGGCCUCCAUGGCCAGUCCCUACAUGUCUCCUAACCCUCCCAACUACUCCUCAGCAGCUCCCAGUGUGCCAGCCGGUCUCCUGGGGGAGAACAUUCCCAACAGCCCGCCUCCUCCUUACCACAUCUCUGAGGCAGCUAGACAGGGAAGGACCAGAGACGGGACCGGUUCUACCCCACAGGGCGAAGAGGGAUUGGUUCCUCUGGAGGGGGGAGGUGUGAAUGGAGAACGUAGGGGUGGGGCACUUCGAGACAGUGGGGUAGUGGUGACAGAAGGAGAGGAAGCAUCGCCAGGGGUUGUGGAGGGCGACGUGAAUCACAGCAGCGGCGGGGAUGCGCAUGAUUCGAGCAAUGGAGAAGCGGCGGUGAGUGAGGAUUCCCUUAAUGGAAGGACUUCUGAAAGGGAUCGCAUUCCAAAUGAAGCCGAUAGUGAUGGUGAUGAUGAAGAUGACGAGGAAAGAGUAAGAGUGAGUGCUGAAGUUAUAGGUAUCAGCCAACUUAACUAUAGUUCUGGUGAUGCGCUUUCGCAGGAUAGUGUCGAUUUGGGUUCAGUGCAUAUAGGACAGGGCAUUGGCUCAGGAACCACUAGCCCUACAAAGAGCAACCCAUCACCUAGUGACUCACAGACAGAUCAACCUGCAGGUGAAAACAGAGAAGGAUCAUGUGAGCAAGCAAAAGGAAGCAGCGAACAAACACCUUCGACGAGCCCAGCACAUAACCAGUCGAAUUCCAAUAAUGCAUCACCUCCAUAUAUUCCAGGGCAAUGUGCAAAAAGUGAUGGUCAUUCCAGCGUUUCAACAAGUAAAUCUCAUGUGGAGGGUCAAGAGGCUGACCCUUCAGUCGUAACCCAUGACCCCAAGGGGUCGGUGAGAGAAGUGCCUUUCAUGGCUGUGGAUCACAUCUUCCGUUUUGACGACAUCAGCUCGAGAGCCGAUGCGCUGUCCAGUCAGGGUAGCUUCUCUAGAUUCAAGUCAAACAACUCUGUGUCUGUUCCCAAGACUAAGAGCAUACCUGAUAGCUAACACAAGUCAUUGUGCAAAGUUAGUUAUUGAUAAUAUGAACAUUCAAUUGAAGAAUUUUACUAGGAUCAGUCUUGAAAUUUGCACUAUUUAACUACUCAAAAAAAAAAUCAACUUGGACGGU
Molecule: messenger RNA, 2972 nt
Organism: Strongylocentrotus purpuratus (purple sea urchin)
Lineage: Eukaryota; Metazoa; Echinodermata; Echinoidea; Camarodonta; Strongylocentrotidae
Gene: uvrag
Product: UV radiation resistance-associated gene protein
Exons: 14
Coding region: 365-2851 (828 amino acids)
Biological process (GO): SNARE complex assembly
Cellular component (GO): lytic vacuole; endosome
Molecular function (GO): SNARE binding
Source: RefSeq, a predicted model, not a curated record